Messenger RNA from Sipha flava (yellow sugarcane aphid), 828 nucleotides. It is a transcript of the gene Fcp3C, whose product is annotated as follicle cell protein 3C-1. The coding region runs from base 91 to 708 and encodes 205 amino acids. The transcript is spliced from 5 exons. Lineage: Eukaryota; Metazoa; Arthropoda; Insecta; Hemiptera; Aphididae. The record is from RefSeq and is a predicted model, not a curated record.
GUAACGAACAAGAUAUUCAUUCUGCGAUUACUUCUAACACAACGUAACUACGAUCGGACUACCUGAAUAACCAAUUACACGGAUGAAAACAUGGGCAUUCUUGUAAAUCACGUUUUAAGUUCAACAAGUAGUGUUUCGAUGUUCUAUAUGGUUGGUCAAAAAGCCUUUGCUAUGUUUUUCUCAAUCAUCACAUUCGGAUCGAUUUCCCUGUGUGUUUCUGACUACUUCGAUGGUGGUGUACUAAAAGCUGCGGCUGUGGCUUUGAACCCUGUUCAAAAACUUAAUGAUAUGAUAAACCACGUACCAGGAGUACAAACUUUACCUGGGUCGCCUGGGUCAGGUCAUACGCAAUCGAUGUCCAAUCAAAAAACGCCUUGUACUUGUGGUGUGUUCCUGAGUAGCCAGAUCACUAAAGGCAGUAGUAAACAGCCAACAGGAUAUGCCGCACUGGUAAACGAGCAAGAUGAACCUGCCGCUUGCAACGCUCUAGGAGUUAAGGCAUGCACUAACAAAUGUUUAGAGAUCAUUGCUAAACAUUUGCCGAACAGUCCGGCAAUAAUCUGUGGCUCAGUAGAUCGUGACGUUUACAAAGAACGAGCUCAUCUUUUCGUCAAAAAUUGCAAUGACUUUUGGAUCAACACGCUUUUGUCUACCGGCAAAGAAUACUGCUGCAAAGACGAUCACUAUUAUAAAUGCCCCAUGUUAUAGGCAUAUUAACUUUCGAAUAAUUUAUUUGUAUAUACUUAGUUUUGUAUGUAAGAUAUAAUAUGUAUUCAGAUUUAAAUCAAUGCAUUUUGUACGUUUUGUAUUAAAAAUAUUUUUUUAAUA